Fulvia fulva is the source of this 198-nucleotide messenger RNA. RefSeq lists its product as uncharacterized. The transcript has a single exon. NCBI's taxonomy places the organism in Eukaryota, Fungi, Ascomycota, Dothideomycetes, Mycosphaerellales, Mycosphaerellaceae. The coding region runs from base 1 to 198 and encodes 65 amino acids. The record is from RefSeq and is a predicted model, not a curated record.
AUGACUGGACGUGCUCCGAAGGCUACAUGGACCAAGGACGAUAUCAAGACCCUACAGGCACAGUGGCAGACCGGCUCUUCCACAAAGCAGAUCGGUGUCAAGCUUGGUCGUUCUCCGUACGCCGUUAAAACUAUGAUCUGCCGGCAUCGCGAUGAUUGGGGCCUCGAGUACAGAUACAUCCAGCGUCACGACACAUGA